Molecule: messenger RNA, 1171 nt
Organism: Fusarium redolens
Lineage: Eukaryota; Fungi; Ascomycota; Sordariomycetes; Hypocreales; Nectriaceae
Exons: 2
Coding region: 296-1150 (284 amino acids)
Source: RefSeq, a predicted model, not a curated record
CCACGAUGCGGUAAUGUCCAACAUUCAUGCUCUUUACAUGUAGAUUAUUGCCUGAACGGCAUGUUAGUCAAGAGACAUUUUCAAAGGUCCUUCGUAGACAGACUUUCCGCUACUGCCUGAGCCUUAUGUCUCGUCCUCAUCGUGUUGAUUGCCAAUUGGUUAUGUAACGUGAUAUGCUGCAGGUUACACAGCACAGCCUUGUUGUCUCCCAAAGAGGCCUCACAGUUGCAGCCCAUUCAACUUUACUAGAGAAGAGAUCCAUCAUCUCGUCCCUUGCACCUUAAUAGAGCAAAAAAUGGAAAAAGUCUGGUUCAAGCUCCGUCAAACCGAUUAUCCCCCUCCUCCAGAGGAUGCCAUCCUCCGCGGCGACGCCGAUGAUUCAGCUGCACCUCUCUGCCUAGGCCACUUUAUCUCCAAUCUCAAAACCCUCGACUUCCCUCUCAAUCCUGGCUCAAUCCUCCCCUUUCCCUCGCGCAUGCGCGUCUUUUGCAACGCCACUCUAAAUUUCACAUGGGAUGACACGAGAUUGAAAUCUCCAGGCACUAAUCUCGCUGCCGGCGCGCCGAUACUCGCAGCUACAGGCGUCACAGCCAAGGCCAGUCUGCAGCUUGCGUUUAUGAAGACUGUGGAGAGCCAUGAGGCGUAUGAUCGACUCGAUACAUAUAUAGUCCAGCCUACGAAGGGGUAUAUCGAGGAUUGUCUGGAGCAAAAUCAGUUGAAAGCCUGUGUCAAGGGAAAAGUGUCGUGGUCCAUGUUUAUGAUUACAGGCAUCAAAGUCGCCCGUGCGGGGAAGCGGGAAGCGCAAGAAGAGACCAACGUGGCAGCUGACAUUGGUCCAGAACUGGACCUGCCGUUGGUUGCUACAAUGAGAGCUACAGCAACUACACGCCGCAUCGGCUCGCAGCGAACUUCUGGAGAACAUCCUAGCGACUUCAUCUGGGCUAUCCGACUUGCCAAGAUCCACAAAGGUUUGCUGAUGAAAGACUGGUCAGUGGAUCCGUACACCAAGAGAGCUACAUUUGCAGAUGGUGGUGAAAACAACGUUGAUAUAGAGAGUGUCUUGCGAGGUGAAGGUCUAGAAGGAUUCAAGAUUAUUGAGGACGAGGAACUACAUGAAGCUGUCAUCUUUGACGAAAGCCUUAUAAACUAGUUUGAGAGAAUCAACUACACU